GUGACGCCGCUCCAGCCGCUCCCUACGCCCGGCGGACCCCUCAGUCUGAAGUCCGCCCAGAGCUCCAUUCAAAGUCCUGAGAGUCGGAUGAGAGCCACGUCCAGCCUCAUCCAGCAGAACAGACACGAGUUAACCUAAAGACAGCUGGGAAGGGCUUCAGGAGCCACUCCAGACUUGGGGAAUCACUUCUGGGAUCCUACUAUUGUCCGGAGAGUGGAUUUAGGACAAGAGGGAGCAACUCUUGCACAGAUAAAGAGGGCAGGAUAGCUGCAGUCAAAAUGGAGGUGAAGACGUCACUUCUAGACAACAUGAUCGGGGUGGGCGACAUGGUCCUCCUAGAGCCCCUGUCUGAAGACUCCUUCCUUGAAAACUUGAAGAACCGCUUUGACCACAGUGAGAUCUACACAUACAUUGGCAGUGUGGUGAUCUCCAUGAACCCCUACAGGUCCCUGCCCAUCUACACACCGGACAAAGUGGAGGAGUAUCGCAACAGAAACUUCUAUGAACUUAGUCCACACAUCUAUGCUUUGGCAGAUGAGGCCUAUCGUUCACUGAGGGACCAGGACAAGGAUCAGUGCAUCCUCAUCACAGGGGAGAGUGGGGCUGGGAAAACUGAGGCCAGCAAGCUGGUGAUGUCAUAUGUGGCAGCGGUGUGUGGGAAGGGCCAGGAGGUGAAUAAGGUCAAAGAACAGCUGCUGCAGUCCAACCCUGUGCUGGAGGCUUUUGGAAACGCCAAAACUGUGAGGAAUGACAACUCAUCCAGAUUUGGAAAGUACAUGGACAUUGAAUUUGACUUCAAAGGAGAUCCUCUGGGUGGAGUCAUCAGCAACUAUCUGCUGGAGAAGUCACGUGUGGUGAAACAGCCAAGAGGAGAGAGGAACUUCCACGUCUUUUAUCAGCUCUUGUCUGGAGCCUCCGACGACACACUCAAGAAGCUGAAGCUGUACCGGGACUUCAGCAAGUACAACUACCUGAGUCUGGACUCAGCCGUGGUCAAUGGGCUGGAUGAUGCAGCCAACUUCAGGACAGUCAGAAAUGCCAUGCAGAUUGUGGGCUUCAUGGAGGACGAGGUGCAGUCGGUGCUGGAGCUGGUGGCGGCCGUGCUGAAGCUCGGCAAUAUCGAGUUCAAGCCAGAGUCGCGCUGUAAUGGUACAGAUGAGAGUCGCAUCAAAGACAAAAACGAUUUGAAGGAGAUGUGUGAGCUGCUCGGGAUUGAACAGUCAGUGCUGGAGAGGGCAUUCAGUUACCGCACAGUAGAGGCCAAGAUGGAGAAAGUGUCCACGACCCUGAAUGUGGCCCAGGCCUACUAUGCCAGAGAUGCCCUUGCCAAAAAUCUCUACAGUCGUCUGUUUAGCUGGCUAGUUACCAGGAUCAACGAAAGCAUCAAAGCACAAACUAAAACUCGACACAAGGUCAUGGGUGUCCUGGACAUCUAUGGCUUUGAGAUAUUUGAGGAUGGAGACAACAGCUUUGAGCAGUUUAUCAUCAACUACUGCAACGAGAAGCUGCAGCAGAUCUUCAUUGAGCUGACCCUGCGCGAAGAGCAGGAAGAAUAUGUCAGAGAGGGCAUCGAGUGGACUAACAUUGAAUAUUUCAACAACGCUAUUAUCUGCGACCUCAUUGAGAAUAACCAAAAUGGCAUCUUGGCCAUGUUGGAUGAGGAGUGCCUGAGGCCUGGGACAGUCACAGAUGAGACCUUCCUGGACAAACUUAACACUGUCUGUGCUGAGCACCAACACUUUGAGAGUCGCCUCAGCAAGAAUUCGAAGUUUCUCAACGACCACAGCCUGCCACACAGUUGCUUCCGCAUCCAGCACUACGCCGGCAAGGUGUUGUACCGCGUCGAGGGAUUUGUAGACAAGAACAACGACCUGUUAUACAGAGACCUGUCACAGGCCAUGUACAAGGCUAACCACAGCCUCAUCAAACAGCUGUUCCCUGAGGGCAACCCUGCCAAAGUCAACCUGAAGAGACCACCCACUGCUGGAUUCCAGUUCAAAGCAUCAGUGGGCACUCUGAUGAGGAACCUGCAGACCAAGAACCCAAACUACAUCCGCUGCAUCAAGCCCAAUGACAAGAAGGCAUCCCACAUCUUCACCGAGUCUCUGGUGCGCCAUCAGGUGCGCUACCUGGGCCUGAUGGAGAAUGUCCGUGUGCGGAGAGCAGGCUAUGCCUUCCGCCAGGCCUAUGAGCCCUGCCUGGAACGCUACAAAAUGCUCUGCAAACGGACCUGGCCCCAUUGGAGAGGGCCUGCCAGGGAAGGAGUGGAGGUGCUGAUGGCCGACCUCCAGGUUCCAGCAGAAGAGUUUUCCUAUGGUCGCUCCAAGAUCUUCAUCAGGAACCCAAGAACGCUCUUCUUCUUGGAGGAGAGGAGGAGGCAAUGCCUGCAAGACCUGGCCACGCUCAUUCAGAAGAUCUACCGUGGCUGGAAGUGCCGCAGUCAGUUCCUGCUGCUGAAACAGAGCCAGAUAGUGGUGGCAGCAUGGUACCGUCGAUAUGCGCAACAAAAGAAGUACCAGAGGAUCAAGAGCGCCACCACUGUGGUGCAGUCCUACACCAGAGGAUGGCAGGCCCGCAAACUCCUGAGAGAGCUGAAAUAUCAGAAGAGAUGUGAAGAGGCAGCGACCACCAUCGCAGCCUACUGGCACGGCACCCAGGCUCGGAUGGAGCUGCGACGUCUAAAACAAGAGGCGCGGAAUAAACAUGCUGUGACAGUUAUUUGGGCAUACUGGCAGGGAACCAAGGCCCGGAGAGAGCUGCGUCAGCUGAAGGAGGAGGCGAGGAAUAAACAUGCCGUAUCGGUCAUUUGGGCCGGCUGGCAGGGCACCAAGGCUCGCAGGGAGCUGAGGAGACUGAAGGAAGAGGCCAGACGUAAGCAUGCUGUCGCUGUGAUUUGGGCCUACUGGCAGGGACUCAAGGUCCGCAGAGAGUACAGAAAAUACUUCAGGGCAAAUGCAGGCAAGAAGAUCUAUGACUUCACCAUCCAGAGAAUUCUGCAAAAGUACUUCCUGGGUCUGAAGAGCACCAUGCCCUCCAUGUCACCCAUAGACAAGAACUGGCCUGCUAGGCCUUAUCUCUUCCUGGAUGGAACCCACACAGAGCUCCGGAGAAUCUUCCAUCUCUGGAGGUGCAAGAAAUACAGGAGCCAGUUCACAGAGGAGAAGAAGGCGGUGUAUGAGGAGAAGCUGGAGGCAAGUGAGAUCUUCAAGGAUAAAAAGGCUCUCUACCCAAGCAGUGUGAGCCAGCCCUUCAAAGGAGAUUACCUGGAGAUCAGCAAGAACCCCAAGUAUCAGAAACUCAGCAGUGCUAUGGAUGAGAAGGUUCUGCUGGCUGAUGUGGUUAACAAGAUUAACAGAGCUAAUGGCAAGGGAACAGCUCGAAUCUUCCUGCUGACUAAGAAGAGCGUCGUCCUGGCUGACCAGAAGACAGGCCAAGUGAAGGCUAGUGUCCCUCUGCCAGAUCUCACUAGUGUGUCGGUCAGCACACAGAGUGAUGGCUUCUUUGCUCUCAAACUCAAAGAGGGCUCAGCCUCAGCAGUCAAAGGAGACUUCUUGCUCAGCAGUGAGCACCUAAUCGAGAUCAUCACCAAGCUCCACCGCAUUGGAGCCACGGCUGCAGACAGGGAGCAGCUCAACGUUGACAUCUCAGACGAGUUUCUGGUGCAGUUCAAGCAGGACAAAGUAUGUGUGAAAUUCAUCCAGGGAGCCCCCAAGAAUGGCAACAGUGUGUCCUGCAAGCGCAAGAACAACCGCCUGCUGGAGGUGUCGGUGCCCUCGACAGCAUAAAGCAGCCCCACCCCCUCUGCUUCCAGUGCUGCUCCUGAGUGCUCAAAUUGGGGGCAGUUAAACACAGAACCACCACCACCCACUCCGAAACUCUGGUCUCAAGAGCCAUCACCCCAGUGCCCACCCUGAGCCCAAAAAUGACAGUGCAGUUAUUUGGCUUGUUAUGUUGUUUUAUUUCCUUCAGUCUCUUGUUAUCAGAUUUACUACGGCACCACUAUUGCAAUAACCAUGUGCCGCUGUUAUUUUGGCAAAGAAAGCCUUGAACUGGGUUGCAUGCCACAGAAAUUUGGUAAAAAAAAAAAUGUUUCACUGGUGUUUUGUAAAACUGGGGUCAAGAGUUGAAGAUGGAUAAGAAAAAUAUUGGUGUGGAGCACAAGAGACUUCUGUAUGACAGUGGUGAUGUUGAUGAUGAUUGUUCUGCCUGAAUGUGGUGAGUCAGUCUUCAGAGAAAAUGUCAUUAUAAGAACUUUGUGACAAGCUCCAGCCUCAACUGGCCUUGACUCAUCCAUUUUUAAGCAGCUCUGGCUUUAAGCACAUGGUUUAAAAUUUGAGAUGAACUGGGAACUUUUGGGCUUGGCCUGUCAGUGUUAGUUUCUCUGAGCAAAGUGAAUACUGCACUUGUUUUCACCUCGAUGUAACCAAUAGAGGAUGAUCUGAAAAUGAAUUUGAUUGUAUGAUGUAUUAUUUUCUAUAUAUUUUUUUUUCUCUGAAAAAAAAACAAAGCACAGUGGGCAGUUGAGAAGUCAAAUGUAAUUUGCUAGAUUAUUGUAAAACCACUUUUUUGUAU
Molecule: messenger RNA, 4572 nt
Organism: Toxotes jaculatrix (banded archerfish)
Lineage: Eukaryota; Metazoa; Chordata; Actinopteri; Toxotidae
Gene: myo1b
Product: myosin IB
Exons: 33
Coding region: 279-3785 (1168 amino acids)
Biological process (GO): vesicle transport along actin filament; actin filament organization
Cellular component (GO): brush border; vesicle; microvillus
Molecular function (GO): microfilament motor activity; ATP binding; actin filament binding
Source: RefSeq, a predicted model, not a curated record